GCGCGGCGCCUGGGUGCCGAACCGCCGCUGCGCCUGCUGGUGCAGAACCCGUGCCUGCCGGACGGCGACGACCAGGCCGACGACGACCGCUUCCUCGAGAUCCCCAUCAAGUCUGCCAAGCAGUCGACCACGGCGGCCGCCGAGGCCACCGCGGCGGACCCUGUCCUGCGGCAGCAGGAGCCGCCCGCGGCCAAAGAGGACGCCUCCGGGUCCGAG
Molecule: messenger RNA, 216 nt
Organism: Prorocentrum cordatum
Lineage: Eukaryota; Dinophyceae; Prorocentrales; Prorocentraceae
Source: the annotation of a GenBank genome assembly